Bursaphelenchus xylophilus (pine wood nematode) is the source of this 4825-nucleotide messenger RNA. The record is from the annotation of a GenBank genome assembly. Lineage: Eukaryota; Metazoa; Nematoda; Chromadorea; Rhabditida; Aphelenchoididae.
AUGACCUCAGAAUACACGGAUUUUAUUGGAAUGUUACUUCUGGCAGCAGUUUGGGGAUAUACGAAUGUCUGGAUGGCCAAAGCAACAAGGGAAAAGAAGGAUAAUGUCAAGAAAGACGGUAAAGGCACUCUUUCAGAAAAGUAAAACGAAGUUUCGUUAUAGGUAUGGACACUUCUAGGAAGACCCAGCUCAAACCAUGGUAUCUCCGACCGUUUGUUGAUCUCUGGGGUCAUUUCAAGAACUGGAGAUUUCUUUUGCCAUUCGCUUUGAAUCAAUCUGCAUCUGUAAGUUGUUUUGUUGUUUCUGGAUUUGUUUUUAGGUUGUGUUCCUCUACUUUGUUAUCAAGACAGACCUUAGCAAGGCUGUGUGUACCAUAAAUUCCCUCACUUUUAUAUUCACCGGACUUUUUGGAUACUUUUUCUUUGGAGAGAAGUUGGAUUUGGGACCAACGUUGCUAGGAGCGGCUUUUAUUUUGGCUGGGAUUGGUGUGAAACAAGGCGUGAUUUGAAAGCAUUUUAAAAUCAUGCCUGGAAUCGACUGAAAUGUUUUCAAUGGCGUGUGCAAUAUAUUUUUUGUGAUAUUUACAAAAAUAAACGGGUUGUAUUUAUUGUCAAGGCGUUGUAUAUGCCGGAUUCUUGCUCCAAUUAAGUUUUAUUCAAACUUAUUAACCAGUUUUUUUGCUGAUAUCCUUGCAUGAUCCAUGUUUCGCGGCCCAUUUCCGUAUGCAUUUAAUGGCCAUAGAAUGAAGGUUAAAGAGUCCCCAAACUUGUCUCUUGCUGCUUGGCCCAGGGAACAUCCCCACUUCACCUUCACGUCCGUUUGUUUUGCGGUCAGUCGGGAAGAGGAAGACAGAGAUCGGGGAUGAAUGGGCUCUGCGCGGGGUCAGUGCGUGCCAGUAGACAGCGAAAAGCGAAGAUUUUCUGAGUUUUAUUAGAGCGAUCUGUUCCAUUUUAAUGAAUUUUUUUUGUAGCUUUAGGAAAACGCAUUUUUAAAAUUAUUUUUUUAGAGUGCUUUAUUAAGUCCAAGCUAGUCUAAUUUAACCUAAAACUUUAAGAAUUUCUUUUGAUUUGAAAAAAUUUAGAGGCUAAAAAGUAUUCGGCAAACGGACGCCGAGCCUUUUUCACGUGAAAUGAUCGUUCCCUGGAUUUUUUGAAGUGAGAAACAAGUUAAAACAAGUUCCGUUUCCUUCCUUGACGCGAUCUGUUCGUUCACGUUUCUUUCACCCACUUUCUUAGCUCCAAAUUCCUUAGAAUUACGCUGACGUGGCCUUUAAACCCCGUUAAAUACCACAAUAUUAUUCAAUUAUGGUCUUUAUUGUCAAAUUUAUUGAAUUCAUAUAUUUAUUAAUAGUAAUAUCACUCAUGAAUUGUAGGAUUUGGGUGUUCGUCUAGUUCAACGUGAAAAAAAUCUCGUGGAUUUGAAUAAAAAAGAUGAUAAUUUUAUCGCGAUCAAUCCGUUUAGCGUGAUUUUUAUAAAAAUCAUCAUAGUGUUUGACUAAAAUUAUAAUUUUUGAUUCCAGAGAUGUUUCGGCACUUCUUACUUGGGUUUCUGCUAAUCCCCGUGGCCGUUUUAUCAGACACCGACUACUACAUUCUUCUGGGAGUCAAAAGAGAUGCCGAUGAUCGGACGAUACGAAGGGCUUUCAAGAAAUUGGCCAUUACAAAACAUCCAGAUAAGGACCCGGCAAGUUUUUGAAGGCUUUGGAAUGCUUUAAUUUGUAUUAAUCAAUAUAUUUUGUAUUGUUUUAGGACAAUCCAGAGGCCCAUAAUGAAUUUAUCAAGAUAAAUCGAGCGUACGAAGUCCUAAAAGACCCGGAACUUCGUCGAAAGUACGAUCAGUUCGGAGAAAAGGGCCUGAAAGACAACCAGGAGUCCGGGAAUCAGUAUCAAAGCUGGGAAUUUUAUAAUGAUAAAUUUGGUAAGUGAUCAAAAUUUUAUUUUUUUAUUUAUUUUUUAGGUAUUUACGACGACGAUCCGGAGAUUGUGACGCUGAAUCGCAAUGAUUUCCAAGAGAAAGUCAUCUCAAGCGGAGAUUUUUGGUUCAUCAACUUUUAUUCCACGUUUUGCUCACAUUGUCAUGAUCUCGCUCCUACUGUAAGAUCGCAUUUUUUGGAAACGAAAAAAGAAAUAUUUCCGUAUUUUACACUUUAAUUUUUAGUGGCGUGAAUUCGCUCGUAAAUUCCAUGGAACAAUCAAAGUGGGAGCCGUAAAUUGUGCCGAGGACCCCGUUUUGUGCCAAUCCCAACAUGUCCGAGGGUACCCAUCAUUGGUUGUGUAUCCAGAACACGCCUUCUUCCAAGGCCAGCGAUCCCUGGAAGCCUUGUCCGAAUUUGUGACUGACAUGAUUAAGGUGGAAAUCCAUCAUCUCACAAAUAGAAAUUAUGAAUCCCUCUCAACGGAAUGGCAACCCUACCUGAAUAGACCUUGGCUGGUCGACUUUUGCGGUGAAAACGACAGAUGUAUGGAUAAGAUUGAGAGAAAAGUGUUGGCGCACAAAUUGAGAGACGUUGUGAAUGUCGCCACAGUGAAUUGUGGGGAAAGUCAGGACAGAUUAUGUGAGAAGUUGAGGUCGGAGGGCAUGGCUUUCUAUCCGGCAGGCAAAAUUGACAAAGAUCAAGAAGUGGUAGGUCGUUUUUUAUGAGAUUUUUGAGAGUUUAGGUCUAAUGGAACGAAAAAAUGAAAGAAGAAAAAGGAUCACUUCUCCCGCCUUUUCCAAAAACCUUCCUCUUUCUCUUUGUGGAAAAUAAAAAAGGCCGGAGUGUGCCCGGUUAGCUCAGUCGGUAGAGCACCAGACUCUUAAUCUGGCUGUCGCGGGUUCGAGCCCCGCAUCGGGCUAAGGCUCUUUUUCCACUUUUUUGAUGUGGGAAAUGGAUUUUUUGGGGUUUAAAAAAUGUUUGCGAUCUUUUAAAUUUUAAAUUGCUUCGUUUUAGUUGACGAAUGGAUUCGAAAUUAAUGAAAUCUACAAUGAAGUUAUCGAUUUGCUGAAUCCAGUCCCAGAAUUGUCCGAUCAAGAAUACAAAACGAUCCUCGACACGAUGGAAGAGCCCAAAGAAAAGGAUGUUUUGGUCAUUUUCACCACUUCCGACAAAGUUCGUAACUAUCAGACGGGUGAUUACAAGAAAUUACCCUAUUUGGCGGAGGAAACGAUCGUCAGAAUAGCGGAUUGUGGAACUUUAUCGGACAAUUGUGAUGGUCUACAGCUGGGAGCAUUGCCGAAAGUGGUUUUAUUCAGAGCCUCAGGGCACUAUCUGAUCAGUUACGGGCGGAAAGACACAAUGGAAGAUGCCUUGAAUUUCUUGAGAAGUGCCAAAAAGUCAUCAAUGAUUUCGCUGACCGAAAAUCUUUUUGACGAACUGCACGCAAAGUAUGAUAAGGACAUAGAAACUGUAUGGAUGAUCGAUUUCUUCGCCCCAUGGUGUCAUCCGUGCAUGCUGGCUUUAACCGAAUUAUCCCAAUUGCCCGAGGAGAUUGAGAGCAGAAGGGUCAAGGUCGGGAUCAUUGAUUGCGAUGUCUACAAGAGGCUCUGUCAAGAACAUCUGAUCCAAUCUUAUCCCACAUCAAUGCUUUUUUAUGGCUCUCAGUUCCCGAAAUUGAUCGGAUAUCAUGGGAAAGAUCAGAUUAUCGAGUUCAUCCAAGAGGCUUUCCAUCCGUCAGUCGUGGAACUGAACCCCAUUUCGUUCGAUGAAUUUAUUGUCAAAAAGCAGGAUAACGAAAUCUGGGUGGUCGAUUUCUUCGCUCCGUGGUGUGGACCGUGUCAACAGGUAAGAAUUAAAAAUUAUAUGAAGAAAUUAUAUUGUAUUAGGUUGAUGCAUAAUUAUCCGGCGUUUUUAUUGGCGCGUUUUUGCAUUGCAUUUUAUUAACUAAAUAAAGAAGAUUAUUUUCAUGAAAAGAAGUUAACAAAACGCGAAUUUCAACUAACAAAAAAGGCGCCAAUAAAAACGCCGGAUAAUUAUGCAUCAACCUAAUACUUGAUAUCAAAUUCUUAAAGUUUUUAAUGAAAUUAAUUUUUCUUAUGUGAAUUUUAUUUUAGCUUGCUCCGGAGUUCAAAAAAGCUGCUAGAAUCAUGCAAGAACAGAAUGAUUUGAUCAGUUUUGGCACUGUAAAUUGCGAUGAGCACAAAUCAUUGUGCACUUCGAAUGGAAUCCGGGGAUAUCCGACGGUCAGAGUCUACAAAAUGAAUGGCGGAGAGGCCUUGUAGGUUUAUUUAGUAUUUGACUUGAUAGAAAGGCGGAUUUUGUAAAAAUUAAAAAUUUGAAUUUUUUGGUAAAAAUUUUUUUAAUGGCCAUGGUGGAUGUUUAUAAAACACACGUUUCGUUAUACGAGUUUUUCAGUGAUUACCCUCAAAACUGGUGGAGAGACCAUCGAACAAUGAUCCAAUGGUUCAGCCAAUUCCUCCCCUCCGUUGUGGAAGACCUCAACGACGAAACAAUGGAAUUCGCAAUGAACGAAGACACCAAAGCCACGUGGAUCAUCGAUUAUUGGGCUCCAUGGUGCUCUCAUUGCAUCCAGUUUGCACCGGUAUACGAACAAGCGGCCAGAGUGAGAAAUUUUGCAUCAAUUUGCAAGAUCUUGAUGAUUUUUUUACAUUGUUGUUUUAGAUGCUGGAAGGUCAAGUGAAGUUUGGAAAGGUGAAUUGUGUGGACUAUGCCCAUAUUUGUGCCCAAGCCGGCGUCCAGGCAUACCCGACGAUCAAACUUUAUUCUCAAGGACGACGAAAUCCCGCCGGCGGGAUCAGAUUACACGCUCAAGAUGCGAAUCAACUGGUCGAUUUGACUCAUCGAAUCCUCGGCCAAUAUGGAUGGUCUCAUAAUCGGGAGGAGCUCUAG